ACAUAUAAGACUAAACCCUGUUUCACCGACACUUUUAACUUCUUAUUAGAACAGAAUUCGCUAUAUUUACGAUUUGCUAUUAUAAAAUAAUGUUAUUUGGAUAAAUAUGCCUUAGUGGAUAACAUAUUUAUUUUUAACAAAUGUAAAAAACGUUAUUUAAUAAAGAAUGAAGAUGAUCUUGGCCUAUCCGUUUUCCGGUUUUUAAAUCUUGAAAUAACGUUUGCCAAACGAGAAUGUCAAUAUCACAGUUUUAGAAUUAUUUUGGAUUUUGAGAAGCAGGAAGAACUGAUUUAUUGAUACUAUAAAAAUGAGCGUGGAAGUAAAAUUGUUUGAUUCGAGUUCUACGGAUCCAGUAGUCCGGGAAAGGGGAUUAUGCAUAGAAAACUGUUGUAAAACCCGACCAUAUGUAGUGGCGCUUGAGGAGUGUACUAAAAGGGUGAUCAAGAAGGCUUCUUACACGGCUGAGACUUGCCAUUGUGAAAUUAUAGACCUCAUGGAAGCCCUUGACAGAUGUGUGAAGAGCAAGGCAUUUUUGGAAUUGGCUUAGGACCCUCAAUUCGACUGGUUAUCUAGAAUGGCUUUGGUACUUUGGUACUCCGGUACUUGGUAGUUAGUUUCUUCUA
Spodoptera frugiperda (fall armyworm) is the source of this 623-nucleotide messenger RNA. RefSeq lists its product as uncharacterized. NCBI's taxonomy places the organism in Eukaryota, Metazoa, Arthropoda, Insecta, Lepidoptera, Noctuidae. The record is from RefSeq and is a predicted model, not a curated record. The transcript is spliced from 3 exons. The coding region runs from base 308 to 547 and encodes 79 amino acids.